AUGGUCUACCAAGGCAAGCCUUCGAGGGGCUGUCAGAUGUGCCGUACUCGUCGCAUCAAGUGUGACGAGACAAAACCCACAUGCAACCAGUGUGCCAAGUCUCGCCGGCAAUGCCCCGGAUACAGAGAUGAGUUCGACCUGGUGUUUCGUAACGAGACCCAGGCGACGGAGAAGAGAGCGCAGCGGGCAACAAAAAAGGCCUUGGCGCAACGGAUGACCAAAUUCGCCCCCAGUUCUACGCCUGAGCCAAUUUUUUCAAACGGAGAAGAUUCAUCCGCUAACUCCUCCUUUGUGACAUCUCAACACUUGUCAAUGGCUCAAUAUGGCCGCAAGAAUCAGCAGACCCCCUGGACCGGCCUUUACUCCCUACUGCAGAAGCCGCAGAUGGACUUGGACGGCCAGGCGACUUGCCACUUCCUCUCCAAUUACGUCCUCAUUCCCCGGCAAGGCAACGGACGCGGGUUCCACGAGUAUGUAGUGCCAUUGCUGAGGGCAGAAGAGGUGGCCCCUCAUUUCAAGGCCGCGUUCGACGCCUGCGCGAUGGCUAGCUUCGCCAAUACCCGGGGAGACCAGCUUCUAGUUGAACGAGCCCUACGUAUUCAUUCAAAGGCGUUGGGGGCUAUAAACAUAGCCUUGAACAACCCAGACAUCAUCAAGCAGGAUUCCACACUGGCAUCAAUCCUCUUGCUAGGGCUUUUCGAAAACAUAACAACCAGAAAUCUUGGCAUGCUGGCUUGGGGACCUCACAUCCGUGCCGCGAUCCAGCUUGUCAGGAAACGGGGCCGCAAGCAACUGCGGACCAAAAUCGGCGUCGCCUUGUUCAUUGCAGUGCGAACCCAGAUGAUUGUCCACACGCUCAGUACUGCCAAACCACCUCUAAUGCAGGCGGAGUGGUGGCUUAAUUCAGAUUCUGUCCGGGAUACGUAUGCUUCUCAGUGUCAGAGACUCGGCAUCCGCACCGGAGAAAUCAGGGCAGAGGUAAACCGACUCAUGAGCCAGCUCCCUCGAAACAUGCAAAGCGUUGAAGCUAUGAAAGACUUGAUUAGACAAGCUCGGGAGGUGGACUUUGAGUGCGUCCGAUGGGCGGAGACGCUUCCAGACCAUUUUAGAUACCGGACAAUCCUCUGGCAAGAUGAAAUUCCCGAUGCCGACUACAGUCAGCUGGAAGUGUUCCCAGGCCGCGUCGAUGCCUACCCAGACUUGUGGGUGGCCAGCAUAUGGGGCAUGAUGCGAAUAUCACGAAUCAUCCUGGCGUCAGUCGUGAUUCGGUGUACAGCCUGGGUCUGCUCACCUGUCGACUACCGCACAGCGCCAGAAUAUGCCACAGCGAGGAGAAUAUGUGUGGAGAACAUCACCGAUAUCAUAGCUUCGGUACCCUACCAGCUUGGGUGGUUCAGCACACGAAAGCACCUGUUUCAGCAAGACAGCCUUUCUGGGUUUGCCUGCGGCGAAGACGAUACUUACAAAAGCCUCUCUGGAUACUUUUUAACUUGGCCGUUGGCUUGUAUCCAGGGACAAGACUACACGACUGAUAUCCAGCGGACCUGGGCUCGUGGACGGCUCACCUACAUCGGAAAGCAUCUUGGCGUCUCGUACGCUCUCAUGCUAACUCAGCUCCAAUAUCGGACCCCCUCUAUGCUCAUCAAAAUGGAUGGCACAAUGGCCAACAGUCCGUCUGUCAACGUCGAGAAGCUUCUCUCCAUGAAAGUCGCAAAACCGUCAGAAGUUUUGCCCACGAUGCCCAUGGCACCACAGCUUUUCCGGCAGCAGAUGUUCCAGGGUCAGCCGACUGUAUUGUUGACGCAGCACGCUAUGUCGACGUACGAUGAUACAAGUCCGGAGGGGGAUUGA
Messenger RNA from Trichoderma breve, 1851 nucleotides. RefSeq names its product fungal specific transcription factor domain-containing protein. The transcript has 5 exons. Gene Ontology annotation, molecular function: zinc ion binding; DNA-binding transcription factor activity, RNA polymerase II-specific. The record is from RefSeq and is a predicted model, not a curated record. The coding region runs from base 1 to 1851 and encodes 616 amino acids. Gene Ontology annotation, biological process: regulation of DNA-templated transcription. NCBI's taxonomy places the organism in Eukaryota, Fungi, Ascomycota, Sordariomycetes, Hypocreales, Hypocreaceae.